Molecule: messenger RNA, 2180 nt
Organism: Cucurbita pepo subsp. pepo (vegetable marrow)
Lineage: Eukaryota; Viridiplantae; Streptophyta; Magnoliopsida; Cucurbitales; Cucurbitaceae
Source: RefSeq, a predicted model, not a curated record
UUCAUUUUUCCAUUUUUGUUCUGUUCAUCUCAAAUCUCUCUCCCUCAGCCAUGUUCUCUGAUGAAAUCCUCUCUCCGUUGCGUUUCUGCGUUUAAUUUCCAGCGGCUUCCUUGUUAAUCGGUUUUCUCUGUCCAGUUUUCACAGGAUCGGUGGAACCGGCUAGGGUUCAUGGAAGUUGCAAUUCGGGAGUUUAAUAUUUGAGGGUUUGAAUAUCAAUUGAACUCCGGUGUUAGUGUUAUUAAAAUUAAGCGUUCGGUGUUCUCGAUUGUGAAGCUUGGUGAUAGAACGCAUCCGAGAUGGGUAGUGAGGAUCGUGUCGAUGAUCGGACGUUCAAGGUUGAUUUCAGUGGCGAGGGAAUGGCGAAGCUCAGAGAGAGGAUAAAGCUGAAGAUGAAGGAAUUCAUGGGCGAUUAUACUGACGACACUCUCGUGGAAUACGUGAUUGUCUUGUUGAGGAACGGCAGGCGCAAAGAAGAAGCACAGAAUGAACUUAAUGUAUUUUUGGCAGAUGAGAGCCGUUCUUUUGUAUCUUGGCUGUGGGAUCAUCUGGCUUCAUGUUUGGAUUUAUACGUGGAGCCGCCUACUAAAUCUUCUGCCAAUGACAAUGAGGUGCCCAGACCAAAGUCUCCGGUAGAAGAACCAGAUAUAAGAAAUAAUUCUAACAAUCUGGAGUCUGAUUCAGAAAGAGGGAAGUCGGAACAAUUAUCUAGCAGGCAGCAUAAUAGGGAAGGAAUUGCUAAUGAUGAAACCCGUGUUGCUCCAAGAUCUGAAGUUAGUCGUGUCAAGCAUUCCUCUCCUGAACAAGUUCCCAGUCACAGGAAAAGGAGCCGAGCUGAUGAUCAUCAAGGCACUGAGAGGGAGGCAGCCUUUCAGGUAAGCAUUGCUGCCCCUCGGCGGCUGCUCCAGUUUGCAAUGCGAGAUGCUGUGGCCACCACGAAGCCCUCUAAUGAAGAUAAGGAGACCCUUCCAAAGCGUCUUCGUUCGGUUGUUUCUGUAUCCAAUAGUGACACAACUAAUCGUCCCAGGCGGCUUCAAUCUGUUGCGAAAGUGCCAAAUCCUAUGGCAACUGUUAUUAAGGCUGUGACUGAGGCAGCUGAAGAUGUGAUAAGAGUUAAAUCCUCCAGUGUUUUUGACCGACUUGGUCGUCAAUCUUGUGAUAUGGAUUUAACAGAGUCCAGUGGCCAAAUUGCAGAAUAUGGAGUAACUGUAGGGGAUGAUAAAUAUGGGGAACUCAAUCGUACACAGGAUCGACCAUACUCAGCCACCUAUCUCGGGAGAAGCAAUUAUAGUGGGAAAUAUGCUCCCAAUGAGGGCAUGUUUGAACCUGAAACUCGAUUAGCAUCAGAUUCUAUAUCUGAAAAUGAAGAUGUUAAUAUUCAGGGUCACAGAGUACUUGAUGAUUCUUGGACUGCAGAAUCAGGAGUGAGAAAGGGAGGCAAUUUGCGAACUGUGCCAUUCAGGGAUGUCGAGAACUCUGAAGAUGAACGCAUGACACAAUACAAACAGAAGGAUCAACCUUCCUUAGUUACAAAUUCCUCACGUGACAUUGUAAACAUCUCUGUGAAUGUUAAUACUUGGAAACCACCUCACUAUCAGGACCCUGGGCAGAUUCCUGAACUUGGUGGUCAAAAGUUUUUGCAGGAGGGUGAGUUACAAGGUACCGGAUCUGCUGUGCAAGUUACGGAGAAUGGUGAGCCAGUUAAUAUUGUUAACCAACAGAAAAGGCCUGCAGCAAACCUUCAAAAAGAGUUCCAGAAGCCUCCUGUAUCUGCUAAUGGCCAAUUUGCUGCCUCUCGUCCUGUAGAGGAUGCUGAUGCUCGAACCAUUUUUGUUAGCAAUGUUCACUUUGCUGCUACAAAGGAUACCCUGUCUAGGCAUUUUAACAAGUUUGGAGAAGUUGUAAAAGUCAUCAUAGUAACCGAUGCAACCACUGGGCAACCCAAAGGGUCCGCUUAUGUAGAGUUCAUGAGAAAAGAAUCUGCAGAGAACGCGUUGUCUCUUGACGGGACCUCGUUUAUGUCUAGGAUUCUCAAGGUACAUGUCGUAUUUCUAACAUUUUUUUUCUGUAGUAUGAAUCAUCACCCAUAGAAAGAAAAAGCGUUCGCGAACUCCCCCCUAUGUGCUUAGUUUCGGUAGUUGUGUUGGUCAGUUCACAACCUCUACUGUUGUGGGCCGGUGGUA